Molecule: messenger RNA, 3408 nt
Organism: Closterium sp. NIES-65
Lineage: Eukaryota; Viridiplantae; Streptophyta; Zygnematophyceae; Desmidiales; Closteriaceae
Source: the annotation of a GenBank genome assembly
AUGGCGGCCGCCGCCAAUAUGCCCGCGCAGCGCCCGCGCCAGCGCCAGCGCGCGCCCCGCCCCUCCCCGGUACAGGCGGAGGUGUGGGCGCAGCAGCGCGCGUUGGAGCGCGUGGCGGAGGAGGUGGAGGCGGAGAUUGCGCGCGCGCUGGCGGACCGGCGCACGGACGACGCGGUGAGGCUGCUGUGGCGGGAGCGGCAGGCGGGGCGGUGGGCGGGCAGCCGCUGCUGGAGCCGCGCGGUGGCGCAACUGAGCCUCCGCGGGCAGUGGCGCAAGGCGAAGCGGCUGAUCGACGAGGUGUCCCGCGCGCAGUUAGGGGGACAGGCGGGCGGAGAGGCGCAGGCGGAGCGCAGGGGUGCGUGGGAGCAGCAGUGGCUGGCGGGGAGUGCGGUGGGGAGUGGUGCUGGAGAGAGUGGAGAGGUGUUCAGAGAGGUGCAGGUGGAUGAAGACGCGUUCGGGCUCGCUGUGAUGGCAGCGGCGCGCAGUGGCUGUGCGGCUGACGCAGCGGAGCUCCUGGCGCAGAUGCUGCGCGAGGGGCACCUGCCGCGCGUGGCGGUGUGGAGCGCCGUGGUGAGCCGCAUGGGCCGCGACCCCGCGCUCGCUGCCGCCGCCGUGAGGCUCUUCAGGGACUGCUGCGAUGUCGCUGCUGCCAAGAGCGCCCCCCACAUGCGCCCGGACACAGCAGCCUUCAACGCAGCCAUCAACGCGGCGGUGACAGCUGGCGACCUCCCAUUGGCGGAGCGGCUGCUGGGGGAGGGCAUGGCAGGAGCUGGCGUGACCCCCGACGCCAUCAGCUUCAACAUUCUGAUCAAGGGGCGCGCAGCACAGGGCAUGCCUGACCGCGCACAUGAGCUGCUGAGACACAUGCUGGUGAGUGGCGUGGCAUGGCAUGGGAAGCGCAUCUGUGGGCGUGACAGGGAAAGGCAUGGCCGCAUGGGCAGGGGUGGGCGUGACAGGGAAAGGCAUGGCCGCAUGGGCAGGGGCGCACGGCGUGCAGCCAGACGCAGCGUCGUUCAACUUGGUGGUGGCGGGCUAUGUGGCGUGCAGCAUGAUUGGACAGUUGGGCCUCACUACCGCAUAGCGCCGCCUCAUACCCUGUCUGACUCCUCUCUCUUCCUCUCCCCCUCUCCCUCACUCCGCAGGCGCACGGCGUGCAGCCAGACGCAGCGUCGUUCAACUCGGUGGUGGCGGGCUUUUGAGUGGUUUGAGCGCAUGAAGCAGCGGGCGGACACGGCGCCCAACCACAUCACGUACGCCACACUCAUGCACGCCCUCGUCUCCUCGCCGCCCCACCUCAUCCCUGCACCCAUCCUCGCCCGCGCUGCCGCUGCCUCUGCUGCCUCUACUGCCGCCACCCCUGCCACUGGAGCCACUCCAGUUAGCUCUGCAACGCAGCAAGCUGCUCUCACAGCCAGCAGCAGCACGCCCCCAGCACUGCCUCCCCUUGCACCCGCCACUUCACCCGCUGCGGCAGCCGCGGUGGAUUCGCGGGGAGCAGAAUCAUCUCUGCGGAGGCCAAGCAUUUUGAAGACUGCACGGCCCAGUGCGGACAGUAGUGGUGGUCGUAACGCCGCUGAGAGUCUUAACUCUGCCGAGGGUGAGGCAGGUGCAUGCAGGGGGGAGGCGCUAGAGCAGCAGGGGCUGGGGAAUGGCCGUGCGGGCGUGCUGGAUGCUAGCCGCAGCAGGAGUGAGUCUGACCGCCCAGGGGGAAUUGUUGAGAGGCCGAACGGAUACAGCAGCAGCAUCACUAGCAGCGGCGGCGGCAGGGACAACAUGCUGGCCCGGACAGGCUUCAGCAAUCUGGCGAUGAGGGAAAUCAGCGAGGACCUAGCAGGUGCAGGCACCCUGGAUGAGCUUGCGGUGGUGGCAGCGCGGCAGCUGCUGCAGGAGAUGCGCGCGCGGGGCGUGGCGGGCAACACAGCCGUGCUGAACGUGCUGGUUAAAGCCCACUGCGACCGCGGGCAGAUGGGCGAGGUGGAGGCGCUGCUGAGGGAGAUGGGGUGUGGUGCGGGUGCUGGGAAGCAACGGCGGGUGCAAGGCACUGGGGAGGCUGCUGGAGGCUCUCAGGGUGCUUCUGAUGGGCCUCAAAGGCCACCCGCUGCUCGCGAGGCUGCUACUGAUGGUGCUUCUGAGGCUGAGAUUCCGCAAGGAGCGGCUGUGUGGGGCGCCCCUGAUGCCGACCCUGCCCGCGCCCUCUCCGUGUUUGAAGACAUGCUUGUGGAGGCUGGAAGUGGUGGAGUGCGGUUGGGAGGGAGAGAGAGCGGUGGUGGGAGUCGGGGAGGGAGAGGCGGCUCGGUGGUGAGCGGUGGAGAGGAGUUGCGGGUGGAUGCGGCGGCGUGGGGUGCGGUGAUUGACUCACAGGCGAGGGCAGGGCUGGUGGACCAGGCGUGGAGCCUUCACCUCCCUUCCGUGUCACCUUCAUUCUCCGCUCACCGCCUCGCUCUCACCUUGCUCUCACCUCGCUCUCACCUUGCUCUCACCUCGCUCUCACCUCGCUCUCACCUCGCUCUCACUGAUGAUGAAUCUCCAUUCUCCCACCACACUCCUCGCAUGCGAGGGACCAACAACUGCUCGUGCUCUCUUCUUGCUGCAUUCCAAGGCCCACUCACGCCACCGCUCAUGAUGCUCCCUCCUCCUCUUGCUGCUGCCUCGCUUCUGGCCGCACCACUUGGUGGUCCCUCUGCUGCCACUGGCAGAUGCAGAGGCACGCAUCGGUACACGAUUUUACAACUCAUGCACAUCGUCCCCGCGCCAGCCAAUAACGACACUCAAAUGCGCGCAUUGGCAACUGCAGAGGGGGGAGGCACUGGUGCUGGUGACUUCAGUCGUCCCCUCACUUUCACAUGUUUGAACCAUUCUCUUUCACCUCCUUCCUCACUUUCACCUCUCCUCUCCCACCUGCAGGCGGCUUCAGUCUUCCCCACGCCAACCACCUAUGGCAGCUUAGGCCGCGCACAGGCAACAGUGGAGAGGGCAGGGGAGGCGCUGGCAGCCUCGAUUGCCCCUACCCCAGCCACAUACGGCAGUCUGGUGCGAGCACUGGCAGCAGCAGAGAGGGCCGGGGAGGCGCUGGUGCUGUGGCGCGACUUGAAGGAGCGUCUGGUGGGGGCGGAGGGUAGUGCAGUGAUGGAUGGGCUCAUGCUCAUCUUCAUGCAGGCCGGGUACUUCCAGCGCGCACUGGAAGUCGUGGGGGCGAUGGAGAGGGCAGGGCUGGCGCCGGACAGGCUCAAGUACAAGCGCAUGCUCAUCACCUCCCUCUCCUCGCGCCGCCACCGCGCCCUCUCCUCCCUCUCCACCACCACCGCUGUUCCUGAUGACUUCCCGGGGUCCCGGGGCUUUGAGGCGCUCAAGUUCUGGCUGGGGCUGCCAAACCGCCUGUACGAGUCUGACUGGAGCUGGCGGGAUUGA